UCUGGUAUUCAGCGGUCGUGUGCUAUCCUGUCUGAACUUCACCCCGACACUCCCAACCUGAGAGACUGCUCUGGUCCGGAACAAGGAGGCUGGAGAGCACAGUUCUUUUGCCUACUCAGGUGAGUUAACACCACCAGCAAUGUCAAGAUGCCCAAACUGCUAUUUUCGAGGAUUCGGGCAUACGAGUUUAAGGAUUUGAUUCGGACAAGAAAGACGCCUAGAAGGUUUGAUCUUUUCCUCAGUAGAAACAAACAGAAGAAAGAUAUCCAGUGUAUUUUGACCAAAAUAAACAUUGAUAAAAAUAAACAUGUCACAAAAGACAAUUUACAGGCUGAAUAUGUAGCACAGCCAACUCUUGAACAAGUGUUAACCAACAAAACUUUUAGUUCUUUCCUACGUUCUGAAUUCAGUGAGGAAAACAUUGAGUUCUGGAAAGAAUGUAAGGAUUACAGGGAAAGGACGCCCCUCGCUGACCUCCCCUCGAAAGCAGCAGAGAUCUGGCUGGCGUUCCUGCAUCCUUUGGCUCCCAGAGAGGUUAACAUCGACCACAAUGUCCGAGAGAAAAUCAAGAUGUCCAUUGUGAGCCCUGGUCGCUGCUGUUUCGACGAGGCGCUAAGUCAGGUGUACUGGCUAAUGGAGAGAGACUCGUUACCCCGCUUCCUCAAGGCUGAGGACUGCCAAAACCUCUCUGGUAGAGGUCAGAGGUCAAACUCCAAAAAGGACAACAGUUUAUAAUGUAUUGAACCUUUCUGCUUUUGAAGUCAGUCUUGUUUCAAACUUUAGUUUCUUAGGAGGGAAGUACAAGACCAAAAUAUCAGUUGAAAAGUGCAGCAGGGACACACAAAAAACACUGUACUACAGAAAAAUACAUAAAAAAGUCAACAAAUGACUUAGGAAAGCAAAGAAUGAAGUACUAAGUGGCUUCACUUCCAAUUUCCGAAACAAUGUGAAUAUUUCUAAUGGGUGUCUCAUUAAGUGACACCAGUAGUGCUCACAGCAGCGGUCUGAAUCCCCCCUUUGGAUGGAUGGAUGAAACAGAGGAGGAAGCACGUGAGAAGAGCCGUGGAGAGGAAGUGACAUGUAGGUGGGAGAGGAAGUGACAUGUAAGUGAGAGGAAAUGACUUGAGAACAAAAAUAUAUUAAAGAGGAUGUGGCGUUAGAGAUUUUUGAAUCAACAAGUGGUGGAGUCUCAAGUUCAGAGACAAAAGAGGGCAGUUUGGACUGGUGUGUCAAAAAUAAAGUUUGAGUUUGCUGCCGUUUGGAUGGCGCGAAGAAUUUUGAUCGAGGAAUGCAAAACGAAUUAACUGUUCAGUCUUCUAUUAAAAGUACAUUUGUGUGA
Messenger RNA from Osmerus eperlanus (European smelt), 1339 nucleotides. Its product is annotated as regulator of G-protein signaling 21. The transcript is spliced from 5 exons. The coding region runs from base 148 to 735 and encodes 195 amino acids. The record is from RefSeq and is a predicted model, not a curated record. NCBI's taxonomy places the organism in Eukaryota, Metazoa, Chordata, Actinopteri, Osmeriformes, Osmeridae.